AUGAACAAUAAUAAUACCCUUUGUUUCUCUGAAGGUUUUUGUCGUUCCAGACCAAAUGUUGCUACUUUGGCUAAUUCACCAUUUCUGAUAUCUGGUGGAUAUAGCAGCAAUACCUGCAACCCCUCUCCCUUGAAACUUGCUUGCUAUGCAACACUAUCUGCUGUGGUAAAGAAGCAAACACCAGCUUUUGAUGGAAAAGAAGCAGCUUCGCUUGUAGAAGACCUUAGAAGCAACUUCAAUACAGGUAGAACAAAGAGCUACGAGUGGAGAAUUUCUCAGCUUCAAAACAUUGUUAGGAUGAUCGAUGAGAAGGAGAGAUCCAUCACUGAAGCUUUGUAUCAAGAUCUUUCCAAGCCUGAGCUUGAAGCUUUUCUAGCUGAGAUUUCGAAUACUAAAUCAUCAUGUAUGCUUGCAAUCAAAGAGUUGAAGAACUGGAUGGCUUCAGAAACGGUCAAAACUUCUGUGACAACAUUUCCCUCGUCUGCAGAAAUAGUCUCAGAACCGCUUGGAGUUGUUUUGGUUAUCUCAGCCUGGAAUUUCCCUUUCUUAUUGUCCAUUGAGCCAGUCAUUGGAGCUAUUGCAGCUGGUAAUGCGGUUGUGCUAAAACCUUCUGAAAUUUCUCCCGCAACAUCUUCUCUUUUAGCAAAGCUGUUCAGUGAAUACUUGGACGAAACAGCAAUCAGAGUUAUUGAGGGUGGAGUCCCUGAAACAACGGCUCUACUGGAUCAGAAAUGGGACAAGAUAUUCUUCACUGGUGGAGCAAGAGUUGGCCGCAUUGUAAUGACUGCAGCUGCGAAAAACCUUACUCCGGUGGUUCUUGAACUUGGUGGGAAGUGCCCAGCUCUUGUUGAUUCAGAUGUUAAUCUACAAGUGGUUGCUAGGAGGAUCAUAGCAGGGAAAUGGGCUUGCAACAAUGGACAGGCUUGCAUUGGUGUCGAUUACGUGAUCACAACAAAAGAUUUUGCAUCAAAAUUGAUAGAUGCUCUGAAGACUGAACUGGAGUCAUUCUUUGGAAAAAUACCAUUAGAAUCAAAGGACUUGUCGCGGAUAGUUAACUCUUUCCACUUCAAACGGUUGGAGGGUAUGUUAAAAGAGAAUGGAGUCGCCAACAAAAUUGUUCAUGGAGGCCAAACAAUCGAAGAUAAGCUAAAAAUAUCUCCAACGAUACUACUGGAUGUGGCGGAGGAAUCUUCCAUGAUGCGGGAAGAGAUAUUUGGACCGUUACUUCCUAUAAUUACGGUAGAGAAGAUUGAAGAUGGUGUUCAGGUUAUACGGUCAAAGCCAAAGCCUUUAGCGGCUUAUCUCUUCACAGACAACAAAGAGUUGCAGAAACAAUUCGUGCAGGACGUGGCUGCAGGAGGAAUUGGCAUCAAUGACACCGUCUUGCACGUAACUGUUAAAGAUUUGCCAUUUGGAGGGGUCGGGGAGAGCGGGAUCGGGGCUUACCACGGGAAAUUCUCGUAUGAUACGUUUAGCCACAAGAAAGGAGUUCUUUACAGGAGCUUUGUCGCUGACUCGGAUAUUAGAUACCCUCCUUACACACCCAAAAAGAAGACAGUGCUUAAGGCUUUGCUCUCUUCAAACAUAUUUGCUGCCAUUUUGGCUUUCUUUGGGUUCUCUCAAAACUCAUGA
Molecule: messenger RNA, 1632 nt
Organism: Arabis nemorensis
Lineage: Eukaryota; Viridiplantae; Streptophyta; Magnoliopsida; Brassicales; Brassicaceae
Source: the annotation of a GenBank genome assembly